Messenger RNA from Aspergillus terreus NIH2624, 612 nucleotides. RefSeq lists its product as uncharacterized. Lineage: Eukaryota; Fungi; Ascomycota; Eurotiomycetes; Eurotiales; Aspergillaceae. The coding region runs from base 1 to 612 and encodes 203 amino acids. The record is from RefSeq and is a predicted model, not a curated record. The transcript is spliced from 2 exons.
AUGACUUUUCUUAUCAUACUAUUCGGCUUGAUCCUCGGUGGCAUCUUUUGCCUGGAGGACAAGAGCCCUGAUUCGUUGAAUAACGACAUUGCCACUCAAAUCAGCAGAUGGGAGCGAAGUCCUUCGUAUGUCCCCACCCCUGGUAACUUCGGCCACGAGCAAACGCCAUCCGUAUCUUGCCCCUCUCCCGCCUACUCGUACGGUGACCGAUCCUCCUCCUCACAUCGACCGACGUCAGACCGCCUUGGCUUUCUUGAGGAUACCGAGCUGAACCAGCGAGAUACCACUCAGGCAGAUACUUUCGAGUCAAUAAAGUAUCUGAUCGAGUGGAAGGUGACCCUCAAUAAUCGGUUUCUGGCAAAGGACACCGAACAAGAUCUGGCCUACAAGCCCAAUGCCUACUGGCAAAAGAUCAAGGAGAAGGCCGAACGUAUUGUGCAACGGAAGAAACCUCGUAACCAACGAGUCCGGUUAGAUGAUACGAUCGUGACUGUUACACCAAGGUCCGAAACCAGUUUCCGCCCCGGAGACAAGAACUUAUUUCCAGACCCUAGCGCCAGGGCACUGAUAUAUAAUAGAUUUAUAUAUUUAGAUCUUUAUGAUGUCAUAUAA